This is a messenger RNA of Linnemannia hyalina, 1452 nucleotides long. Lineage: Eukaryota; Fungi; Mortierellomycota; Mortierellomycetes; Mortierellales; Mortierellaceae. The record is from the annotation of a GenBank genome assembly.
AUGGCACCUUCCUUCAGCUCGACUCACUCGGGCGACAGCUCGGGACAACUCCCCGACUCUCAAUCCCAAACAACCUUCUCCUCCACUGGUUCAGAUGUCGCAUCCAUCCACACCUUUGGACCCCGUGAAAAGUCUCCCUGUAAAGUCUUGAUCGUCGGCGCUGGUGUCGGCGGACUCAUGUUGGCACUCUGUCUUGAGCGCGCCGGGAUUGACUACAUCCUGCUCGAGCGAACCCAACAGCUCCCCGUCCCCAAAACCACCAUCCAACUCGGGCCCAAUACCCUUCGUGUAAUAGAACAGCUGGGUCUCUUGGAUGAAGUGAUGCAGUUUGCCAAGCCAGUCUCGGGGCUGACGCUCAUGAAGCACAACAUGACCGUUAGUGGUCGUAUCGACGCCCUAUUAUACAAAGAAAGAUAUGGCCAUUAUGCAUCCAUUGUCCUGAGAUCAGAGUUCCUUCGAAUCCUGAUCUCGCAUCUGCCCCAGGGUAAAGUCCUGUGGGGCAAAUACGUGCUCGAGAUUGUCAAUGGGAACGCGGGAGUUCAAGUCCGGUGCUCCAACGGCUAUGUCGAAGAAGCGGACAUCAUCAUCGGAGCCGACGGCGCUUACAGUGCGGUCCGCCAAAACAUCUACCGGACCAUGAAGACCAAGAACCUUCUCCCCAAAUCGGACCAAGAACCUCUCAAGCAUACUUUGAACGCCAUCAUUGGUAUCAGCCAACCCUUGGAUGGAUCUCGCUUCCCGGUUGCGUACCAACAGUUUUGUGAAGCCAGUGUAGUUGUUGGUAAGGAUCCGUCGUAUUCGUUGUGGUUGAGUCCGCUUACCAACAACCGAAUGUUCUGGUCGGUCUCGGGCGAUCUGUUGAAACCCGAGGAUGGCGAUAACACCAACUUUAAGCAAUCCGAGUUUGGACCGGAGGCUGUGGAUGCCGUCUGUGGGUUGAUCCAGGAUCUUGAGCUCCCUUGGGGUGGGACCUUGGCAGAUCUGAUUGAGUGUACGCAGAGGGAUCAUAUGACCAAGAUUAUGGUUGAAGAGAAGCAGUUCAAGACAUGGCAUUAUGGCCGUGUCGCCCUUAUCGGUGAAGCUUGUCACAAGUUCCCACCAUUCUCAGGCCAGGGUGCAGAACAAGCCAUCAUGGACGCGAUCUACCUCGCCAACCAUCUCUACCGUCUCGACGACGUCCCCGUCCACGAAGAUUAUCUCAAGAUCUUUGAAUCCUACCAACGUCGUCGCUCACCCCUUGUUAAAGACGCUGCCCAAAUGACCAACGCCAUGACACAUCUGAUGAACACUCAGGGCGUCUCUGCAGAUGUGAAAAGGAAGGUGCUGUUUUCGUUGCCGGAUUGGUUGAAGAAUGUGGGUGCGGACAAGUUGCAAGUGAGACCGUUAUUGGAUUUUUUGGCGCCUGUUGAUGAUCGUGGCAAAAAGGCUGUCAAGUCUUCUAAUGUCAUGUAA